UGCCAUGGCCGCUUGUCUCCCUCACUCCCUAGCCCUUUCUCCUCGCUCUCUUCCACGCGCUCGCCGCCUCUUCGCCGCCAGUCGGCCUCUUCGCCAAGCCGUCGAUCUUUUCGCACGACGUCAUCGUCAGAACCGCCUUCCCGUGAGUUCGGCGCCUCCCCCCUCGUUGCGCGCCACUGGUGGUGGUGGUGCUGCUGCUGCUGCUGCUUCUAGCAUCGGUACUGUGAGCCGCCGCGCCGGUCCGAGAGCUUCGAGGCACACGGCUGCUUUAGCAGUUCUGGCGCCAACAACACCACCACCAUCAUCGCCAUCAUCACCACCAUCAUCGUUGCAUCAAGCCAUGCCUCAGUCAUCCUCCACAUCAGCCCACCACCCACCCUCUCACCCUCACUCCUUCUUUACCCUCCUCCGUUCGUCUCUCUCCUGUCUCACACUCCGCCUUCCCCCCACCCUCUCCCACUCCCCCCUUCUCCUCCUCCUCCUCUUCCUCUCCCUUUCCCUCGGCAGUUUCUUUCUGGCUGCCCCUUCCUCCUCCGCCUCCACUCCUCCAGCCUCCGAAAUCUUCUCUGGUGCACAGGCAGGCAGUAAAACAUUUUCAGCUGAACCGGCAUCUGGCUUAGCCGCAAGGGGGAUGGCAGCAGCAGCAGCAGCGGGAGGAGGGGCAGGGCCGGUGGUGGCAGAUGAGGAGGCGGGCGAUGCUGUGGUGGUGUACAUAACUGUACCCAACAAGGAAACUGGGCAGAAGCUUGCAGCAUCGCUGGUGGGAGGAAAGCUAGCAGCAUGCGUGAACAGAGUGCCCGGCGUGGAGUCGACCUAUUGGUGGGAAGGAAAGAUAGAGACUGAUAACGAGGAGCUGCUUAUAGUGAAGACACGGCGUGCCUUGCUGCAGUCCAUUCAAGAGCACCUCAAGACCAACCAUCCAUACGAUGUGCCUGAGCUCAUAGCUCUCCCCAUCGUGGCCGGCAGUGAGGCAUACCUCAAGUGGCUGCAUGACAAUGCACCUGUGCCACCAGUGCUUCCCUCUGCUUAGGGUUGCCUACACACACCACACCACUUACUACAAGCAGAUAGGGAACAACAGACUGUUCAAACCCGAACCGCAGCACGCUGUUUCUGGUCUUGGGACUUAUGCCUGCUGGUACCUCCUGUCUCGAGUGCUUGACGUGAUUCAGGCUUACCCACAAGCACUGGUGGUAAACCACGUGUCUUGAAUUGAUGUAGGAUUUGUUUGCCUUGGUCAGACACCUACGGCAGCAGUCCCAAUGCAGC
Messenger RNA from Closterium sp. NIES-67, 1269 nucleotides. NCBI's taxonomy places the organism in Eukaryota, Viridiplantae, Streptophyta, Zygnematophyceae, Desmidiales, Closteriaceae. The record is from the annotation of a GenBank genome assembly.